ACAUCAGACAACUGAGGGCUUCAGACUGGUAGAAUUAAUCUUAUUUUUUUUUUCUCCUUAGGUGUUUAAGAUAGAAGUGCUAAUGAAUGGAAGAAAACAUUUUGUUGAGAAAAGGUACAGCGAAUUUCAUGCCUUGCACAAAAAGCUUAAGAAAUGUAUUAAAACUCCAGAAAUUCCUUCUAAACAUGUGAGGAACUGGGUCCCAAAAGUGUUGGAACAACGACGACAAGGUUUGGAAACAUAUUUACAGGCUGUCAUUUUAGAAAAUGAAGAACUUCCCAAACUGUUUCUUGAUUUCCUAAACAUCCGGCACUUGCCGUCUCUACCAAAGGCAGAGAGUUGUGGGUCUUUUGAAGAGACAGAAUCUGAAGAGUCAAGCAAACUGUCCCACCAGCCGGUGCUGCUGUUCCUCAGGGAUCCAUACGUCUUGCCUGCAGCCAGUGAUUUUCCAAACGUGGUUAUUGAAGGAGUUCUCCAUGGGAUAUUCUACCCUCACCUCCAGCCCAGGUAGAAAGCCUGUGUGGCCAGAAGAAGCUGAAGCCGGUUUCAGAGUUGCAGUCAAGGAAAUCGAUACCUACCAAAUGAACCUAAGCUCUAUGACACAACAGCUCGAGCUGGUGGUAAAAUUCACUGCCCAAGCUUAACCCAGGGCAGGGACAUUUCCAUUAGAAUGGUGCUUUUAAAAAUAGAAGCUGAACCAGGGCUGUGCUGAGGUUGAGGCCAAAUGUUUAAGAAGUAGAAUGUAGCUGCCAAUUUAGAGUCGCAUGAAAAGGAGGCUCCGGUGGAUCCCCAGGAGCCCCCAGUGGGAUAAAACAAAGGGACUCUGGGCUUCGUUGGUACCAUUUGCUAAUUGAAACUCUUACCCUGAAUCAUAUUGAGGCUGAUCAACGCUGGUAGCUUUCUUGUUCAGAUUUUGUGACACACUAAUGUUGUCAUUAUGCGGUUUUCUCGGCCAGGGUUAGAUACAUUCUGAAGUGCUGGCACCAGGAGGGUAUCACAGAAACACACACUGCUCACUGUGAGGAAGGCACUACACUGGAAAUUAAAUUAUGCUGACAGUCGUAGGGCACAUUUUAAAUCAUGGCAUUUUUUAUUGACAUUACAGUGGAGUUGCAUCAUACCCAGGGGUUAGCUUCUAAUGUCUGUACAUGAGAUAAAAUGGGGUGUUAAGAUUAUCCUCAAAAGCCCUUUAGGAAGGCAUCAUGUUGGAAACCUGUCCAUCUACAAUGACCAGUUUUUCCUCCAGUAUUGGAAGAAACGACUAUUGGUUCUGUUGAGGACCAAAUAAAGUUGUUGAUGUUUGUUUGGGGGCUAUUUUAUAUCAAAAACACAUACCUUUAAACACUAGAAUCACAGUUACCCCUGCAAGAUGCUUGCCCUCUGAGAGGCAGAAUGUGAGCUGACAGUGACUGAGGGGACUCCGUAGGGACAACACUCAGCUUGGUUUACUCAAGGGUGUCCAUUCAUUGAAUAGGUCACAUUGCCACGGGAUUUACAGUUCUUUUUCUUACUGCUUCCUUUUCACUGACCUCAUAUCUUGAAUUAAUGUAAGUUAAAUGUGUUUAUGAUAGGACUGCACUGUACAUCUUACAGACGUUCAUAAUUUGAGUAGUAAAGGAUAUAAGCAUAUAUGCGACCUGUAUGUAUGUGCUGUAUUUGGGCAUUUCAUUGAAAACUAAUUAACUAAUAGCUAGACUAUUUAUGAUUAUUAAUUUUAAUAAGCUUCUGUGUGGGAGAAGAAUAUUUAGAUUCAAAGCUAAUUACUGAAUCCUGUUAUUUGAUUAGGAUAUAAAUAUACAAGUUUAAAGCCUGCUGCAAACUUUUUAGAGGCAUAUUUAUGAUAGGUAUGUUACCAUGUAUUAGAAACAAGCAAGAACUGAAUAAUCAAGUGGCAUCAACCAAAAAUAACUGAAUAGUCAAGUGUUGGAAAUAUUUUUUUAAUGUUUUUGUUAUUAGCUAUUUUGAGUUAAAUAAAAACAAAGAACAAGAAAUA
Miniopterus natalensis is the source of this 1993-nucleotide messenger RNA. Lineage: Eukaryota; Metazoa; Chordata; Mammalia; Chiroptera; Miniopteridae. The record is from RefSeq and is a predicted model, not a curated record.